Molecule: messenger RNA, 2321 nt
Organism: Musa acuminata AAA Group (dessert banana)
Lineage: Eukaryota; Viridiplantae; Streptophyta; Magnoliopsida; Zingiberales; Musaceae
Product: kinesin-like protein KIN-14O
Exons: 10
Coding region: 300-2186 (628 amino acids)
Biological process (GO): microtubule-based movement
Cellular component (GO): microtubule cytoskeleton
Molecular function (GO): microtubule binding; ATP binding; microtubule motor activity
Source: RefSeq, a predicted model, not a curated record
CCCGCUCCCAUUAAACUAGAGGAGCUCCUCGGAUGCUCAUCCUGUGGCCACUUCUCGGGCGUCACCUUCUCCUCCCCCUCGUGCCAUUACUGAUUUCUAGGUUCUUGGGAAUGGUGGAGAAGCCUGAGAAACACCUUUUUACGAGGCCUUGAGGAAGGACCUGUCUUGUCUUCCCCACAGAGAUAGCUAGCUUCUUCUUCAGCUGAGAACCAAAGCUUCUGCUAGUGGAUCGAUCGAGCUGGUCUCUCGUCAGUCGGAUGAAGGACAGAGUGGUGGUGUGAGAGGAACUGGUGGUGGAGAUGGUGCAGCAGCUGCACAGCCUCGGUUUGGAUCUCUCGAGCGGGACAGCGACCGAAUCGGAGUUGCCGGCUACUCCCUCGGUGGUUUACAUGGACGUCAACGUCGUCCCCGAGCAUGACAAAGAAGGACUGGCAUCCACGAUCUCCAGCCUCCAAGGCAUGGAAAUGUCGGAGUUGAGAUCGAAGCAGAUAUACCUCGACGCUAAACGGCGAGAGGCUCUCGACAAGAUACUAGACAUCAAAGGAAGCAUCAGGGUGUUCUGCCGAGUUAAGCUCAUGGAUGAGAGAAAGAUGGCGUCGCCCAUCUCCACCGAAGCAGACAAGAUCACUGUUCGAUCGGCGGGAACGAGGAAAGAAUUCGUCCUCGACCGGGUGUUCCACCCGGAGUCAACGCAAGAGGAUGUCUUCCGAGAAGUCAAACCGAUCCUGAGAUCUGCGCUCGAUGGUCACAACGUCUGCAUCUUAGCAUAUGGUCAGACUGGAACGGGGAAGACGCACACAAUGGAAGGAAACAAUGGCCGUCCGGGGAUCGUUCCUCGAGCCAUAGAAGAACUCUUUCAUCAGAUUUCUCAGCACGAAUCAGCUUCGUUUACCUUGUCGAUGAGCAUGCUUGAAGUCUACAUGGGAAGCCUCAGAGACCUGUUCGUCCACAGGCGAUCUCCAGCUCGAGUCACGCAUUGGAUUCCUAAAUGGUAUGCCGCCCUUAUCUUGUACGCCCAUCAUCAUCCUGCUAAUCACAUCGUUCGUCUUGGCAGCAAUCUCAGCAUCCUGAGGAGCAGCGACGGCACGGUGGAGAUCGAGGGACUCACAGACGUGCAGGUGACCGACGCGAAGCAGGCUCGCCGGUGGUAUGCCAGGGGGAAGCAUGCUCGCUCUACCUCCUGGACUAACGUCAACGAUGCCUCGAGCCGGUCGCACUGCUUGACCAGAAUUACCAUCUCUCGAUCGAACGACGCGGUGGACGGCACUAACAAUCUUGUUAGCAAGAUUUGGCUGGUGGAUCUCGGCGGCAGCGAGCGGUUACUGAAGACAGGCGCCACCGGACAGACGCUGGACGAAGGGCGGGCGAUCAAUCUAUCGCUAUCUGCGCUUGCUGAUGUUAUUGCUGCUCUAAGAAGGAGGCGCGAUCACAUCCCUUACAGGAACAGCAAGCUCACUCAGCUCCUCAGCGACUCGCUAGGAGAUGGGUCGAAGGUUUUGAUGAUCGUGCACGUCAGUCCUGGCGAAGACGACGCAGGGGAGACUGUAUGUUCUCUGAGCUUUGCUACGAGAGUCAGAGCUGUGGAGGCAAGCAGAGAGCUGUCAGAGGACACCAAGAAACGGAAGCAACAGCGCGUCGCAGAGCUCGAGCAGGGAGUCCAAGAGGCCGAAGAAGAGCUGCGGAGGGUGAGAGACCAGAUGGAGAGGACCGCGAAGCUGAUCCAGGAGAAGACGAACACCUUGCGAGUUGAUCUAAGGGGAUCACCGAGAAGCCCCCUGACACUAAACCCUGUGGAACUCGACGGAGGAGACACCAAGACGGCAGAGAAGCCAGUGCAAAGGGCACGCGCAGCUCCGGUUCCUCGUUUCAUGUCCUCCACGGCGUGCAGCCGGCGGCGGCAGCAGCAGGCUGCAGAAUCACUGGGCAGGGCGAGAAGGAGAUCGACGGAUUUCCGUGGAUCGCAGUCGCACAGCUGCUAUCAAACGUCAAAGAAGAUGACAGUGGCAUACAGGCGAAGAGAUCCGCCAUUGUCAUUGCAGUGUAAUCCACUGAACGUGAGCCACGACAGCGUGGGUUCAAGGGGAUCCUGGUCAUCAUCGAAGACCAAGAAGGUCUCUAAUUAUAAUCCUAAUCUGAGAGUUGCAUUGCAUCAGCAGCAUCGAAGAAGGAUGUCUGAUCUAAUCUAAGUCGAUGUUUGGUGUAGAGUAGUUCGCCUAAGCCGCAUCUUUCUUCUUCUCUUCCUCGAGGAAAGGCAUGUAUCAAUGAGAUGGCUUGAUCAUUCUUUUGGCUAUGUCAAUGAUUCCCUUUGCUUGGCACUGCUG